AUGGACUACUUCAGGCAGGUUGUUGCAGCUUUUCUCACCAUGUCCAUGUUUCUCAUGCUUGGAAAUAUGAUCAAGAGGGAGCAUAUUGAUCCCCUGCUAAUGCCGGUUAAUGCUCCUCAAGUUUCUUUGGGUUUUCAACACAAUGUCUUCAAUGUCAAAGUUGCACAUUUAACUACUGGCUCAUCCACUGAUGCAAUGAGACCUUGCUGGAAAAAGUUUUCUGCUCUAAAAGCACAGCAGAGAGAGCAAAGUGAAGGUUAUGUACACUUCUCACUCACUAAUGGUCCUGAAUAUCAUGUCUUGCAGAUUGCCAACGCAAUUUUCAUAGCUAAGCAUCUUCGAGCUAAACUUGUUCUUCCUGAUAUACAAGGAACCAAAGGCGGUGAGAAGAGAGCCUUUGGAGAAAUCUACGACACUAAAAAGUUCAUAACAAGUUUAGAUGAAAUCAUUGAAGUGGUAAACCAAGAUCAUUCCACCACUUUUGAUGAGGAAGAACACAAAGAAAAAGACAUCGAUAUCGUUAAAAUUCCCAAAAGGGUCACCACAGAGUUCAUAAACUCAAAAAUCGAACCAAUAUUUAGGAAGAAGAAACAAGUGAGACUCAUGACAAGCACUUCACAGUAUCCAUCCCUAACAUUCAGAAGGGCUUACGAAAGAAGUGACCAUUUCACAAAUCCUUACGCAUGUUUGGCGAUUUUCGGAAGCCUAAAAUUGAAGCCAGAGCUGGAAGAAUUGGUGGAAAUGAUGGUUAGAACACUCCAGUUUCUGAGCUUGAAAUCAUCUGGAGGGCAGUUUGUUGCUGUGGAUUUGAGGGUUGAGGAGUUGGAAAAAAACAAGAUGAUGAUGAUGAGUUGCAAAAAGAAUGACACUUCGGGAGCAACAAACAAGCAGUCUUCUUGUUUUGGUGCCAAAGAGAUUGGACAGUGGAUGAAGAAGAUUGGUUUUGGGAAGGAUGCAACAAUCUACAUAACUCAGACUGGAUGGCACAAAAGCCUUCAACCAUUUAGAGAAUAUUAUCCAAAUAUCUUCACCAAGGAUUCCCUAAUGCCUCUUGAUAUGAGGGCAAGGUAUCUGAACUCCAACAAUUUCCAGUACGACAAAUACAUUGACUUUUAUCUCAGCGUCAAGAGCAACGUUUUUGUGCCAACAUCUUCAAACUUGUUCUAUGCUAGUGUUUCUGGGCUGAGAAUUGCUUCUGGUAAUACCCAAAUCAUUGCUCCUCCAGGAAGAAGAUCAAUAUCAUCGUCUUCUUCACCACUUUCUUCCGAAGCAGAUAUGAAUUAUCUUUCGCCUUACGUUUUAAACAAAACCCACAUUGCCUAUUCAUGUUUAUGCUAA
Molecule: messenger RNA, 1338 nt
Organism: Oldenlandia corymbosa var. corymbosa
Lineage: Eukaryota; Viridiplantae; Streptophyta; Magnoliopsida; Gentianales; Rubiaceae
Source: the annotation of a GenBank genome assembly